Onthophagus taurus is the source of this 1390-nucleotide messenger RNA. Its product is annotated as phospholipase B1, membrane-associated. Gene Ontology annotation, molecular function: glycerophospholipase activity. Lineage: Eukaryota; Metazoa; Arthropoda; Insecta; Coleoptera; Scarabaeidae. The record is from RefSeq and is a predicted model, not a curated record. Gene Ontology annotation, biological process: phospholipid metabolic process.
CAUCAUUUAAAUGGUAAGUAAAGACUUCGAAAUUUGGCGUCCAUACCGAUUUAAAUGAAGUCGUCAGUUAGUGAACGAUCGUUGAAUUAAAACACAAUGCUCGCUUUCGUUUUUAUAGUACUCGUGAAUUUUCAUCUUUGUUCAUCACAUUUAUCGAUAGAGUUAUUUCAAUCCGCCCUUACAAGUGCGAAAAAAGAAGUUGGUGGAAAUUUUGUCAUUAAAUACCCCAACGGAGCAAGUUUAUCAAAAAUACAAGAAACGUAUCCAAAUUCCAUGCCUUUUCCAUGCGAAAACAUUACAAAAAAUCAUUUCGGAAGAUCACCAAUUAAACCAGUUAGUGUUCAUCGAUUAAAACCGGGUGAUAUCGAUGUUAUUGGAGCGAUGGGUGAUUCUUUAAUCGCAGGAAAUGGGGCAAUGGAAGAUUACGCUUUAGGAACGAUGAUUGAGAAUAGAGGAAUUUCUUGGUGUGCUGGUGGUCAAAGCAAUUGGAGGCAAUUUCUAACACUCCCAAACAUUUUGAAAGAAUUUAACCCAAAUUUAACUGGUUAUUCCACGGGAACUGGAGAGUUUUUAUCGGCGAACGCUCAAAUGAACGUUGCUUACCCCGUUUCAGCAGAUGAAGACGCUUUGAGACAAGCAAGGAUUUUAGUUAAGAAAAUUAAAAAUGAUCCAAAAAUUGAUUUUCAAAACGAUUGGAAAAUGAUAACGGUAUUUUUUGGGGCGAACGAUCUUUGUUCCGCUCAAUGUUACGAUAAGGAAAAAGCAUCUCCAUUAAAUCAUGGAUUAAAAUUAAUGAAAGCUUUAGAUUAUUUACAAGAAAAUUUACCCAGGACGUUUGUUAAUUUAAUUCCAGUUCUUGAUGUUUCAGCAAGUGUAAGAAUAAAAAGAUCAAUGAUUUGCAAAAUAAUGCACCGUUUAUUUUGCGCUUGUUUCCACCAAAACGGUAACGAAAUGGAAUUGAUAACAAAAAUGGUUAGAGAUUACCAAGAAGCCGAAAAGAUUUUGAUUGAUUCUGGGAGAUAUGACACAAAAGAUGAUUUUACAGUUGUUAUCCAACCUUUCAUGAAAUUUUUUAACACCCCAGCGAAUUUUAAUGAAGCCCGAGACGAAGUAAUCGAUAAUUCUUAUAUUACACACGAUUGUUUUCAUUUUUCGCAAAAAGGCCACGCUUUAGGUGCAAAUUUAUUAUGGAAUAACUUAUUGGAACCCGUCGGAAGAAAAAGUGUACGAAAAAUGGUUUUAAUGGAGGAAUUUAAGUGCCCUUCGAUUGAAGCCCCUUUUUUAUUUACUAAAAUUAACUCUCAAAACUUUUUAGUUGCAGGUAUACAAUAAAAUAUGUACAUACAUAUGUAAUGUAUUAAAAUCGUAAAUAAUAAAUCGUGUUAUAAAA